This is a messenger RNA of Vitis riparia (riverbank grape), 1338 nucleotides long. RefSeq names its product probable N-acetyltransferase HLS1. The transcript has 3 exons. Bases 74 to 1279 code for a protein of 401 amino acids. Gene Ontology annotation, molecular function: acyltransferase activity, transferring groups other than amino-acyl groups. The record is from RefSeq and is a predicted model, not a curated record. NCBI's taxonomy places the organism in Eukaryota, Viridiplantae, Streptophyta, Magnoliopsida, Vitales, Vitaceae.
UUUUAUAUCUAGCCCAUACAACUUCACCACCUCUCUCACUGCAUUCACAUCUUAAUUUGCUCUCUAGCUUGCAAUGUCACAGAGAGUAGCUGCAGAGACUUGCCCACCAAAAGUGGUGGUGGUGAGGGAGUUCGAUGAAGGGAGGGACAAGGCUGCUGUGGAGGAGAUGGAGAAGAGGUGCGAAAUCGGGCAGCGGGGCAAGCCUUCGCUCGUCACCGACCUUAUGGGUGAUCCCAUUUGUCGCAUCCGUCACUUUUCAACACAUGUCAUGCUAGUUGCAGAGUAUGGAGAAGAGAGGCGAGUAGUGGGGGUUGUGAGGGGGUGUGUAAAAACUGUGACAAGAGGAAAGAGCAUGUAUGUAAAGGUGGCUUAUAUUCUGGGCCUAAGGGUCUGUCCUGCCCACAGGCGUCUUGGUAUUGGCACAAAGCUGGUUCAACAUCUAGAAAAAUGGUGUGAGCGAAAUGGCGCAGAGUACGCAUACAUGGCCACAGACAGCGCCAAUGAGCCCUCCAUUAAUCUAUUCACAAAAAAAUGCUCAUACGCCAAGUUCCGAACUCCCACCAUGCUGGUGCAGCCGGUCCAUGCCCAUUACAAGCCACUGCCUUCUUCUAAAACUCUCAUCCUUCCACUCCCUCCCCAGCUUGCAGAAUUAAUCUAUCGUCGAAUCUUCGCCAACUCUGAAUUUUUCCCAAAAGAUAUAGACCAAAUUUUGACCAAUAAACUUAAUUUAGGCACAUUCAUCGCCCUCCCCAAAAAAUCAAACUUCAAAUGCAACCCUUCAAAUAAUAAUAAUAAUAAUCUUCUACUUCUACCACCCACCUUUGCGAUCCUCAGUGUGUGGAACACCAAGGAUGUGUUCAAACUGCAACUCAAGGGGGCCUCACCCCUGACAUACGCCUGGUGCGCUGGGACCAGGGCCCUGGACGCCUAUCUCCCCUGGCUACACUUUCCGUCCAUUCCCAAUGUUUUCAAACAGUUCGGCGUAUACUUUUUACACGGUUUGCACAUGGAAGGAAAGCACGGCUUGCGGCUCAUGAAGUCUCUCUGCGCCUUUGCCCACAACAUGGCUAGAGAUGAUGCCGGAUGCGGGGCCCUGGUGGCGGAGGUGGCCCACAGGGACCCAGUCAGAGACGGCAUCCCCCAUUGGACCAAAUUUUCAUGGGCGGAGGACCUGUGGUGCAUCAAGAAGUUUACACCUGCCAACGACCAUCCCGAUGAUGAUUGGGUUACAUCUCGCCCUACUUCCCCUGUCAUUUUUGUUGACCCUCGUGAUUUUUGACCUUCCUGUAACAAUUUCAGUGGAUAUAAUGACAUCUUGUGCAAUUUUUUUUUUUUUUU